Paramecium octaurelia is the source of this 1550-nucleotide messenger RNA. NCBI's taxonomy places the organism in Eukaryota, Ciliophora, Oligohymenophorea, Peniculida, Parameciidae. The record is from the annotation of a GenBank genome assembly.
AUGGAAAAAAAUCAAAGUUUAAUUAAUAAAGUAUCACCAUUUACUUCAAUUACUCUGGGAUAAAAGUAUAUAAUCACUAAAAAUCUACCCAAUUUAAUUUAAAUGGUUUUAAAGGAUGGUGCUGAAUUUCAAUCAACUCAGAUAUAAAAAUUAAAGGCAUUGUAAUAAUUAAAGAUGAUUUGUUGUAUAGCAGAUAUCGGAGAAUAUCUUACUUAAAUAUUUAAGUUAUUGGCUAAGGUUUACACAAAUGAUGAUAAGUAUUAUUUGAAUGAGGUAAAAAUGAAUGUAUAUUUGAAUAGUGUAAAUAAAUAUGUUAUGUGAUUGGAUUAAAGAUACAAAUAGAUUAUUAUUUGCCUACAUUGAUAAACCAAGCAAGAUUUGAAUUGUAAGCAUAAUAAUCAAAAACAUUAUGCAAUCUCAUUAAUAUGAUAAGUGAAACGAUAGUGCAUGAAAAUGAUAAUCUUGAUCUUCAAAGUUUAGUCCAUUUAAUCAGUGAUGUUGAGGGUGUCUAUUCUGAUUGUUGGGAAGUUAUGGAAUGUAUCUAUUAUUUAGAAAAUCGAAUAAUAAGUUAAUCUCAAUAAGAAUUACCAAUUUAUGUUAGAUAGUUAUUCUAAGCACUAUUAACAAUUAGAUCAUUUAAUAAGAUGGAUUGUGAACCAUUGCUUCAUUAAUUGUCAACUAAAUGUGGUUACACAAGUGUAACUGAUUUACAUGCAAAUGAAAUAAGUUUGAUUCUAGAAUAAAUAGUAAAUUAAGAACACUUUAAAACUUGGAAACACAACACUAGAGAAUUCUUAAAAUUUAAGGCUAUUGUAACAGGAUGCGGAGAUGGAAUAUCUAAAUACAUGCAACAAAUAAUAUAAAUCAUGAAAUUUUCUUUGGGAGGUGACUAGGAAGUUGAAUUGCGUUUAGAAGUCCUUUUGUUAUUAGAUAAAGUUGUUUAAAUCUAAUCAAUCAAGGACACUAUAAAAAUGUAUGCUGCAGUGAUGAUUUCAUAAUUAUUAAUACAAUCUAUGGUCUGGAAAGCAAAUAAACCAACUGUUAAAGUAAGAAAAGCAGCUGUAAUAAUUACACUCUAUCUAUGUGAAAUGCUUACCUAAGAAGAAAUAUUAGAAUUAUUUCCAGCUUUGGCUGCUCCAUUGAAAUCUUGUAUGACAGAUGAUUGGGCACCAGAUUUGAGAUUCGCAUCUAGCAAAUUGGCAACGAAUUUAAUCAAAAAGUGUUAAAUUUUAAAUUAUGAAAUUAUAAGGGAUUUCUAUCCUUCGCUUCUAGAAAGAUUAGAUGAUUCUCAAAAUUAAAUCAGAAUAGAAAUUACUUAUGCAAUCGCUGCAAUUAUGUAAUAGAAAUAUGAUUCAACAACAAUCUUGGAAUAUAUUGUUAAGGCUACAUUGAUUCACUUAGAUGAUUCGAGUGAAGAAGUUCAAAGAGCAGUUUUCGAAUGCUUAUUGAAAUGUCCUGAAAAAGUAGUUGUAUUAAAAGAGGCAGAAUAAGCAGUGAAGAAUUUCAAAUAUCCACGAUUGUGUUAGGAAUUGAUUAAACUAGUGAGUUGA